Molecule: messenger RNA, 468 nt
Organism: Linum tenue
Lineage: Eukaryota; Viridiplantae; Streptophyta; Magnoliopsida; Malpighiales; Linaceae
Source: the annotation of a GenBank genome assembly
AUGUCGCUCACAUCCUCCCUCAAUUCCCUCACCAUCUCCACCCCUUUCCUCCAUGGCUCCACUCCUCUGUCCCGCUUCUCCAAACCCGCUCUGCAGCUCCCUUCAUCAAGGCCCUCCACAUUCGUCCUCCCAAUUCGGGCAAUGAGGUCGAUGCAGGGCCGAGUCGUCGCAUCCUCCGGCAACAAGACGGUGGCGGUGGAGGUCACUCGACUCGCCCCUCAUCCCAAGUACAAGAGAAGGGUCCGGAAGAAGAAGAAGUUCCAAGCCCACGACCCGGAUAACCAGUUCCAGAUUGGGGAUUUCGUGCAGCUCGAGAAGAGCCGCCCUAUUAGCAAGACUAAGACUUUCCUCGCCGUGCCCUUGCCCGUGAAGUCGAAGAAGGAGAAGAAAGCAGAAGGCGGCGAAGAGGCUAGUUCCUCCGACCUCGGGAUUCCUUUGGAGUCUCAGCAACAGGAACUUCAGGCUUAG